Messenger RNA from Effrenium voratum, 169 nucleotides. NCBI's taxonomy places the organism in Eukaryota, Dinophyceae, Suessiales, Symbiodiniaceae. The record is from the annotation of a GenBank genome assembly.
GUGGACGAGAUGGUGAGUGGCGUGGUGGUGGCCUGGGGCUCGGAGGCGAAGUACGGAGACGCGGGCGGCGGCAUGUUCAUGGAACAGUUCCUGAAAGCUCAGCUGCCGCUGCACCUGCACGCGACCGCUGACGUGGGCUCGCUGUGGAAGUCGGAGCCGGAGUCGUCAG